Physella acuta is the source of this 1480-nucleotide messenger RNA. RefSeq names its product atrial natriuretic peptide receptor 1. Lineage: Eukaryota; Metazoa; Mollusca; Gastropoda; Physidae. Gene Ontology annotation, molecular function: peptide hormone binding; signaling receptor activity. The record is from RefSeq and is a predicted model, not a curated record. Gene Ontology annotation, cellular component: membrane. Gene Ontology annotation, biological process: signal transduction.
AUGGGUCAAUCAGGUGGGAUAACUCGGACCAGCCUCGCCCGUUUUCGGCUUCGUUAUUGUCUCCCUUGGGUAACCCUGUUCUUCGUGGUGUUCGCGAGUUCGGAUUCAGCCGAGGGAUACUCUGACGUCACCGGGGAUGCGUCGUGUCACGUCUCCGCGGCGGCGCGUCAUAAAAGUCACGUGAUUCGCAUCGGCGUGAUCGUCCCUUUUGACGGCGAUCACUUUUGGAGAUUAGAAUUAACCCGCCCGGCUCUGGAACACGCCGUGGAUUACAUCCACAAAACGCCGGGGCUUCUGGAUAACUACACCAUCGAGCUGGAUUACCGGGAUUCGAAAUGCUCAGACGUCUACGGGCCCCUGGAGGCCAUCGACAUGUACACGAAAAAAACGGCCGACGCCUUUCUCGGCCCGGGCUGCAACUACGCCAUGGCGGCCGUCGCCCGUUUCGCCGCCGUUUGGAAAAUCCCCCUCCUGACCGCCACCGGCUUGGAAAUGGCCUUCGCCAAUAAAAAAGAAUACCGCUUAACCCGUUUGCACGGUCACUACAUGGGCGUGGCGGAGUUCAUGGUCCAAGUUGUACACCGCUUCCACUACACUUCCGUCGGUCUGCUCUACUUCGACUACAUGAACCAGGUGCAAGGAAAGUCGGACUGCUGGUUCAUCACGGAGGCCCUGUUUUACGCCCUCUCCAACCACCUCAGCCAGCAGUACCGGAAGGAGUUUGUCGAGACCUUCAACGACACAGACCAGCAGCAGGUCGACGCCAAGCUGCGGGCUUUGUCCAAAAUCUCGCGAGUGAUCGUCCUGUGCGCAUCUCCGAGCUCAGUCCGUGAGAUCAUGAUCAGGGCCCAUGAACUCAACUUCGACAACGGUGAAUACGUCUUCUUCAACAUCGAUCUUUUUGCCAGCAAAAACUCGAGUGAACGCCCCUGGUACAAUGAGACGGACACCCCCGAGAGAAACGAGAAAGCGAGAAAAGCGUACGAGGCGCUCAUGACAGUCACGUUGAUGAAACCGGACAACGAGAAUUACCGAGAGUUCUCUCGCAAUGUCAAGGCCAGAGCUCAGCAGUUGUAUCCGAACUUCACCUAUGGGGAAGAUGACGUAAACAGUUUCGUCGGUGCCUUCCAUGAUGCCGUCAUUCUCUACGCCCUCGCCCUCAACGAGAGCCUUGCUGCCAACGUCUCCAUCUCCAACGGUUCUGAGAUUACAAGACGCAUGUGGAACCGUACCUUUACAGGUACUUCAGGUAUCACAGGGGAAGUAAGCAUUGACGGCAAUGGUGACAGAAACGCGGAUUACUCCCUCAUGGAUAUGGACCCGACCACGUCAAUGUUCAGGGUUGUGGCCAAUUAUUUCGGCAACAGCAAACAGUAUGAGCCAGUGGCCAACCUCAGCAUUCACUGGGCAGGGGGCAGAACCGAAGCUCCACCGGACACGCCCACUUGUGGCUUUGAUGGAUCCAAGUGUCCACCUGAAG